CAGAGAACUCGCUUUGAUCUCCUUCCUUCUCUGUCAAUGAAAAUGAGCAGCCGACGGCGACGAUGCAAGCGGCAGCUGAUCAAGUUCACUCAGCACAUAGCUCGAUUAAUCACAGGCACGCUGAGCUCAGAUAAUGAGGACGAAGAACAAGAGAGCACGACGGUGCGGUAUCACCCGGAAAAUCUGGAGCAGCUGCAGUCGCAGACCCAUUUCUCCAGACAAGAGCUGCAGCUACUCUACAGAGGAUUCAAGAACGACUGUCCGAGCGGAGUUGUGAAUGAAGACACUUUUAAAAACAUCUAUGCUCUGUUCUUCCCUCUGGGAG
Sinocyclocheilus grahami is the source of this 325-nucleotide messenger RNA. RefSeq names its product Kv channel-interacting protein 4-like. Lineage: Eukaryota; Metazoa; Chordata; Actinopteri; Cypriniformes; Cyprinidae. Gene Ontology annotation, molecular function: calcium ion binding; potassium channel regulator activity. The annotation marks the transcript as partial. The record is from RefSeq and is a predicted model, not a curated record. Gene Ontology annotation, cellular component: voltage-gated potassium channel complex. The transcript has 3 exons. Gene Ontology annotation, biological process: regulation of potassium ion transmembrane transport.